This is a messenger RNA of Iphiclides podalirius (scarce swallowtail), 663 nucleotides long. The record is from the annotation of a GenBank genome assembly. NCBI's taxonomy places the organism in Eukaryota, Metazoa, Arthropoda, Insecta, Lepidoptera, Papilionidae.
AUGGUGUUUACGAAAUUGAAAUUAUUUCUCAUAUUCCUGUGGUCCUUAACGCAACUCGUCAAUGGAUAUGUUCCACAAAAGCUUCAUCUAACCGUUUACUAUGAAAGCAAAUGCCCGGACAGCCAAAAAUUCAUACUGGAGCAACUGCAACCGGCGAUAGAUUUGCUGCACAAAUAUGUGAGGCUACGCUUGAUACCGUUUGGCAAAUCCAAGAGUAUGGAUUACGGCGACGAAGGGUUCGAAUGCCAGCACGGCCCACAGGAAUGCCUUGGCAACCUGGUGCAGGAUUGCGCGCUUAAGUACAUGCGAAAACACAGCGACCAACAGCGUGUGGCGUACGCCGUCUGCGAGAUGUCUUCUGAAGCUGGCACGCAAGGCAAUCUCGGCUGCGUUAAACACGCGGGCGUUGCGCGUGACGCAGUGGAGCAUUGCGUUAUGUCCGGCGAAGGGAUCGUGUUGCAACUCGACUCCGAAUAUCACACGAGCUCCCUGAAACCCCAGUUCAUACCGUCGAUAACCAUCAACGGGGUUUUUGACCAGCAAAUACAGGACUCCGCCUUGGUAGAUUUGAAGGGAACAUUAUGUUCACUGUUGAAGGAAGCCCAGCCCUGUGCUAACUACUAUAAUAAACAAGCAUGGAAAUAUUUAUUUUUUGACUCCGCC